Messenger RNA from Gloeophyllum trabeum ATCC 11539, 2264 nucleotides. RefSeq lists its product as uncharacterized. Gene Ontology annotation, molecular function: RNA polymerase II cis-regulatory region sequence-specific DNA binding. NCBI's taxonomy places the organism in Eukaryota, Fungi, Basidiomycota, Agaricomycetes, Gloeophyllales, Gloeophyllaceae. The record is from RefSeq and is a predicted model, not a curated record. Bases 126 to 1847 code for a protein of 573 amino acids. Gene Ontology annotation, biological process: cell differentiation; regulation of transcription by RNA polymerase II. The transcript has 4 exons.
GGCGCCUUCUAGCUCUCCUCGAAUCUGUCUCUGAUUGCUUGAGAUCCUUGACAGUCUCUUACAUUAUUGUCGGCGCUUUCUGUCUUCUCUAGAAGCUCGACUGCGGUGGCAUUAACUUAUAGACCAUGGAAUCGGGGGAACCGUCACAGUCGCUGUAUCGCCCCGAUGCUCGACCGACCGCGAUACGGGUCGACAUCGUAAAGUCGGAGGAUCAGGAAGCUCAGUUGUCCCCUGCCUCCUCCCUUGCGUCCCCGGCCACACCGUCUGAGGUUGGCCCCGCCGGAAGGAGAUUUGCCUCUUGUUCGCCUGAAAUGGCUUGCCCUCCCGAGCCUAGCAGGGGCCCCAGAAAAUGCAAGAGCGCGACGUCAAUCAAGGGAGACCGAGAGAAGCGCAAACGAUCUCGCGUUACUCAGGACCAGCUCGUGCAUUUGGAACAGUUCUUUGCUGAAGACCGGAUCCCGACCGCCGCUCGUCGGAAAGAGAUCAGUCAGUUCCUGGGCAUGCAAGAGCGACAGACGCAGAUCUGGUUCCAGAACCGGCGUGCCAAAGCCAAAUUACAGGACAGCAAGAAGGCCCAGCGAGAUGAACUCUCGGAAAGGUUUCCGGACUCGCCACCAGACCUGCGUUCGGCCGAAGAGCACCAACUGGAGAGCGUCAUCCACGAGGACGAAGCCAUUACCAUCAUUCCAUGCAUGGAACUUAACAUCGGCUGGUGGCGACGGAUAGCAAAUGCCGGCGGCACGCCCGACUUGGUGGCGUAUAUCUGCGAGGGUCGGAGGUGCCUGACGUGGUUCGUCCACACUUCUGAUCGCGGGUUCAAGAUUGAAAUCCCCUUCGACUCGAUCGUGGACUCGCAAUUCAGUACAGCGGCCCCCGGUACAGCCAUCGCGUCCUUUUUCUUAUCGCAAGCGCCGCUGUUCUUUACAGAAAACGUGCUCGCGCCGACGGGUCCAGCAGGGGCGUCGCCGGUUCGAUCCUGGCAGGCGUCCACUGAUUGGACCGAGGGCAUGCAGGCCUCGUCCAACCUCAGGCAUGACCUCGUCGGCUCCGUCGCCGUCCUGGCCAAUCUCGUGCGCAGGUUCCACAUGAGCUCGCCUGGCUCAGGGAUACAGCUCACUGCCCCUUAUGGUGUUCCCGACGAGUCGGCGCCGCAGUCUGCGGUGGCGCCCGCAAUAGCUGACGCGCCCUCUGCUGGCGACUUGCAUCACGAGGAGACGCCAAGGCCCGAAUACGCCGGUCGCACUCGGAAACGGUCCUUCUCUGGCCCGCCGAUACUUAGUGCCUCGCUGUUCGAGCUAAGUCCAGGUGUGCCCCAAUCUGCCCCUCAACAUCUCGACCCUCGUGUCAGUGCUCUGCUGGGCCCCCCGUCGACCUCCUCAUCGUUAUCUUCCCCGCGUUCCCAGUACUCUCGCGGCUCGCCGUACUCUUCGACGUACCAUACUCCUGUGACCCCGGACUAUCCACUUCCCGGCCAUGGGGCGGAAGGCCCGUAUCACUGCUCGAGCGACGGCUCGUGCAGUGCACCUCAGGUGGUAUCCCCUAUCUCGCCUCCUGACAAUUCCUUCUUCUCCGGUCACCGCGGCUCCUACGACUCGCACGCGGGAUUAGGCACCCUGUCUUCGCUAUCUAUGGACCCAUAUUCGCAUGUGGCAGCGCAUCCGCCGUCUUCGCCCAUCCUCACGACGCCAUUACAUUGGGCUCCCCGUGGUCUGGCCCCCGAUGUUCACUGCGGAUCUGUGUACGAUGAGCCUGCCUUUGUCGAGCCAUUGGCAGCGCACCCUCCCGAUCCCGAUCCCGCCUCUCCAUACUGGACGUCCCACUAUGUCCAGUAUCAGAAUAGCCAGUAGUAAAUUCCUGCUCGGCCAUCGACGCUGCGCUCUAUCUCCUCCUUACAUUACAUGCCGGCUGUGCGGCUAUUUAUGCUUUGCAUCCACCUCCCCCACGCUUGACGCAGUGGCCUCAACAUCUCGCAUUGUCGCAUUAUAUGAUUUACUCUACUCGAGCACCACCAGCAUCGCGCAUAUGCCGUCUGCACAUAUUAUCCUCAACUUCUGUGAAUACUUUACCGCUUGGCUAUACGUCGCCCACAUUUUAUCUUACCUUGGUUCACUCGUAGUCCACAUGGCUUAUUUAUGGCUAUUGCUCUUAUUGUAUCGGGCACUGUAAUCGUAGACCAUCCUCGCCGUAUGCAUCAUAUUGGCCCGCUCGGGCUGACUGGCGGUCCAUUUAUUCGUUACUCAAUCACGAUGUUGACGUACCAGCCG